This is a messenger RNA of Plutella xylostella (diamondback moth), 1136 nucleotides long. RefSeq lists its product as uncharacterized. The record is from RefSeq and is a predicted model, not a curated record. NCBI's taxonomy places the organism in Eukaryota, Metazoa, Arthropoda, Insecta, Lepidoptera, Plutellidae.
UAGUGCUCGGCUGGAACACUUAGUACUGAAAAAUACGACAGUUUUAUUUAUUUAGUUCGUAUUAAGUGUAUAUUAAAUAGUGUGUGCCGUGGAUUGUGCUUGAAAGUUCGAUAUGAAAGCUUUUUUGACCAUCCUGUGCCUCGCGGCAUCAGCGCUCGCGGACCCCGUCAAGGUGGUCCAGAAGCGCAGCGGCAUCGGGCACUACGGGUACGCGGGGCACGGGCUCGCCCUGGGGCACGGGUACGGGCUGGGGCACGGGCUCGCCCACGGUUAUGGGUUGGGCGCGGGCUAUGGGCUGGGCUAUGGUGGCGGUGCGAUUGUGGGCGCGGACGUGCACACGACGGUGACGAAGCACGUGGGCGUGCCCGUGCCCGCGCCCUACCCCGUGCCCGUGGACCGCCCCGUGCCCUACCCGGUCAAGGUAGCAGUCCCCGUGCCCGUGGACCGCCCUUACCCCGUGGCGGUGCCCCGGCCGUACCCCGUGACGGUGGAGAAGCACGUGGCGGUCCCGGUCGACCGGCCCGUGCCCGUGCCCGUGCCCCACGCCGUGCCUUACCCGGUUAUUAAACAGGUGGGAGUGCCAGUGCCCCAGCCGUACCCAGUGGCCGUGGCCAAACCCGUGGCAGUCCCCGUGCCCCAGCCCGUGGCGGUUCCCGUGGUGAAGGCCGUGCCCGCCCUCGCCCAUGGCUAUGGCUAUGGCUCCCCUCUCCUCCACGACGGCUUAUCCCAUGGCUACUCCCAUGGUUAUUCCGGCUACUCACACGGCCACGGAUGGUAAACGAAAAGAGGCAUUUUGAAACGCAUAGUCAUGACAUAAUAUUCUGUAUUGUGAUCUAGGAUUAACUUGACUAGUCUGUAAGGAUUGUAUGAGUUUUGCUUUGGAGAUUAAAGUGCCAUUGUUGAAGAUUGUUGAGAGUGGGGUAAAUGGGGGUAAAUUUGCGCUUCGCGGGAAGUUUUCGAUGUGAUCUCUGAAUGUUUGAGUCUGGAAGCAAAACGGUUACCGAGUAUUGUACCUGCUAUACGAACUAUUGUAUAUAGUUUUUUUUCUAUUAUAUAGAUAACCAUGAAUGUAUAAAGAGUUUAUUUCGACCGCAGUCGACUAAAAACUAUUUAAGAGUUUUGUAAUAAAUAUAUGA